GAUCCGUCCCUUCCUGUUCCACCGCACCGAGAGACACACCGACGCCGCAACAGACGCGCACGGCUCGACUAUGUCUGGAGCUAGACAUGCUGGCAAAGGCGAGGUCGUUUGUUUUCCUACGUGAAACCGUCCGUUAGCAGUGCCACCGCAUAGCAUGGUGUUGUUUUAUUAGUUGGGGUUUACAUAUAUAUUUAUCUUUUUGCGUUUCGCAGCUACAACCCUUUGCUCCUUGUCUGUCAAUGAUUGUCUCACCCAUGCACUCAUGGCGGAGACAAAAAUAAUCUAUCACAUCGAUGAGGAGGAGACACCUUAUUUAGUGAAACUGACGGUUUCUCCCGAGAAAGUCACGUUGGCGGAUUUCAAAAAUGUGCUCAGCAAUCGUCCCGUCAGUAGCUACAAAUUCUUCUUCAAGUCUAUGGAUCAGGAUUUUGGGGUUGUCAAAGAGGAGAUCUCCGAUGACAACGCCAGGCUGCCCUGCUUCAACGGCAGAGUGGUCUCCUGGUUAGUGCUGACUGAAAGCACACACUCAGACAGCGGAUCUCACUGCACAGAGAGCAACCCUGAGCUGCCCCCACCGCUAGAGCGAACCGGAGGUAUCGGAGACUCCAGACCCCCCUCCUUUCAUGCCAAUGCAGUGAGCAGCCGGGAUGGACUGGAUACAGAGACAGGAAGUGAGUCUCUCCUGAGCCAAUGCAGAGAGAGGGAACGGGCACACAGGACACAGGACAGCAAGUUCCCACGGGUGAACGGCCACUCCAAGGCUGAGUGGUCUAAUCGGGAUUCGGCCAUAGGCUACGACGGUGCCUCGGUUAUGAGCAGUGAGCUGGAUUCCAGCUCCUUCAUCGACAGUGAGGAGGACGAGGAUGGCAGCAGACUCAGCAGCUCCACGGAGCAGAGCUCGUCCACCCGGCUCAUGCGGAGACAUAAACGCCAGCGACGGAGACACAAAGUGGUCAAAAUAGACCGGUCGUCCUCCUUCAGCAGCAUAACGGAUUCCACCAUGAGCCUCAACAUCAUCACCGUCACGCUCAACAUGGAGAAGUACAACUUCCUGGGCAUCAGCAUUGUGGGGCAGAGCAAUGACCGGGGUGAUGGAGGCAUCUACAUUGGCUCAAUCAUGAAAGGUGGUGCAGUGGCAGCUGAUGGUCGAAUUGAGCCUGGAGACAUGCUGUUACAGGUGAAUGAUGUGAAUUUUGAGAACAUGAGCAAUGAUGACGCCGUGAGGAUUUUGAGGGAGAUCGUUUCCAAACCCGGGCCCAUUAGCCUCACGGUGGCCAAGUGCUGGGAUCCAUCUCCUCGCAGUUACUUUACCAUCCCCAGAGAGCCUGUGAGACCCAUUGAUCCUGCCACCUGGAUCUCCCACACGACAGCGGUGACCGGAACGUAUCCACACUACGAGUUUGACGAGUUGCCUCUCUCGGCGGGCAAGACGGAUAUGGCCACCAUCGUGAAGGUGAUGCAGCUGCCUGAUUCUGGCCUGGAGAUCCAGGACAGGAUGUGGCUCAAGAUCACCAUAGCAAAUGCUGUUAUUGGUGCCGAUGUGGUGGACUGGCUGUAUUCACGUGUGGAGGGCUUUAAGGAGCGGCGCGACGCCAGAAAAUACGCCAGCAGUUUGCUGAAGCAUGGCUACCUGAGACACACCGUCAAUAAGAUUACCUUCUCUGAACAGUGCUACUACACUUUUGGAGACCUGUGCCAAAACAUGGCUUCACUCAACCUGAAUGAGGGAUCCAGUGGUGGUGGCUCUGAGCCGGACACGCUGGCACCUCUUCCGCUGCCAGGCACCAGCCCCUGGCCGUACCCCUGCCCGGGCUACCUAACCCAGCCCCCUGCUUCCCCCCCGGGCUACUCGGACCCCUGCCACAGCUUCCAUCACAGUGGCAGCGCCGGCAGCCAGCAGAGUGAAGGCAGCAGAAGUAGUGGCUCCAACCCCAGUACUGGGAAAGGACCAAGGCCCUCCCACCGCGAGAAGGACCACAAGCCUAUGUGCUGCGGGGGCAGUGAGUCGGAGCUGGGCACAUGGGUGGGGCUUCCCAGACCACCCAGUCCGCUGAGCCAUCCGAGUCAUCGCAGCCACACCCGUUCCUGUGUCAGUCAGGCCUGCUCCAUCCAAAGCCACGCCCAGUCUCACAGGAGCCGUGGCCUGUCCCAGCACAGCCACACUGUUUUCGCCUAUAGCCACGCCCCCUUCGCCCAGCCCAUUCAUGUGUCCUGUGCCCACAGUGAGAGAAGCCACGCCUCCUCCUACGGUCCACCAGGCCUGCCCCCACCAUACUGCCUGACCCGAGUGACCCCUAAGGCUCCGGUCAGCAGCAGUCCACCUGGAGGGCCUCCUGUGCGCGACUUAGGGAACAUACCUCCAGAGCUAACCGCUAGUCGCCAGAGUUUUCAACAUGCUAUGGGCAAUCCUUGUGAAUUCUUUGUUGAUAUUAUGUGACAGGAUAGUGCCUUUUAACACUUUCAGAGCACAAGACCCCAUCUUCUCCCUGGUCUCGCUGCUUUUCCUCCCUUAAACACUGUCCACUAUCACAGCACUAAGAAUGUACAAACUGACAGUCAACUAGACACUCACUGUCAUCCACCCACCCUGCACAGAAUCCAGAAAUCCACAACACUUCUAUCACAGCACAAAUGUCUACGACAUGCUGUACAUUCAUUGUGUGAAGUCAGAGAAAUGGCUGAACUACUGCAGCCUAGUGUGAUUUAAACUUCUUUGUUUCCUGCCAUUAUGCUAAUGUAACAAUCCAUCUCUGCUGAGUGUAACCACUCAGAGGCAGGUCAUGGAGCUCAGUGCCAGACUCUGACAAACGACAAAUGACUAUUCUGUAGGUGUGAAACCCACCAAAUGAGCUUGAGAUGCCAAGAUGGUCUCCAGUGACUCACCAAGCGGUUGAACACCUCAUUGCUGGGUUCUCUCAGACAGUUAUGUGCCUUUGGCGCUUACAGAUGGCAUGAUGACAAGAAAAACUCCUUUUUAAAGUAAGUAGUCAUUACUGUCCACUGGAAGUAACAAACCUGUGCUGGACUGGAUUCAGUCUUAUUUGGAUUAGAUGAUGUGCUUCUCGUGUCUCUCCCCAUUUCCCAGAGAUGGUUAGUCGUGCCAUAUGAUUCGAGUCUUACCCACUGUCUGGUCUACAGAAUGCAUCCUUUUGAGUCAACUAAGGAUUACCACAGCUCGGUUCUGCCAGAAGAUGCUGAAAUUCAGUUUUGGUGUUUUCUUCCUUGAGACAGUUUUACAUAUGGAUUGAUAAAUAUACAGAAGUUGCCUUGUGUGCAAUAAAAGGUCACGCAGACACUUGUUGAAGCUGUUGAGUUUGAACAGUAAUAGGUGCCAUUAUGAGAUAUGUGGUUUAAGCUGUAAAAGACAUGCCAAAAUGAGAUUUGCUGUUUAAACAAUAAUGGACAGGUGCCAAUACGAGAUGUAGUGUACACCAUCUUUGCAUAGAAUCUUCUACUCCUACAUUAAUGUUCUGGCAUUGGACUUCAUCACAAUGAAUGGCUAUAAUACAGAUUUGAAAGUGAUAAAAUGAAUGAAAUAUGAA
This is a messenger RNA of Electrophorus electricus (electric eel), 3542 nucleotides long. RefSeq names its product dishevelled segment polarity protein 1a (gene dvl1a). The record is from RefSeq and is a predicted model, not a curated record. Gene Ontology annotation, molecular function: frizzled binding. NCBI's taxonomy places the organism in Eukaryota, Metazoa, Chordata, Actinopteri, Gymnotiformes, Gymnotidae. Gene Ontology annotation, cellular component: cytosol. Gene Ontology annotation, biological process: canonical Wnt signaling pathway; intracellular signal transduction.